Messenger RNA from Gymnogyps californianus (California condor), 180 nucleotides. It is a transcript of the gene CTXND1, whose product is annotated as cortexin domain containing 1. The transcript has a single exon. Bases 1 to 180 code for a protein of 59 amino acids. NCBI's taxonomy places the organism in Eukaryota, Metazoa, Chordata, Aves, Accipitriformes, Cathartidae. The record is from RefSeq and is a predicted model, not a curated record.
AUGGAGGGACCAACCCCAGAGCCCGUGUACGUUGACGUGGACAAGGGACUGACAUUAGCAUGUUUUGUCUUCCUCUGCCUCUUCUUGAUUGUGAUGAUUAUUCGCUGUGCAAAAGUCAUCAUGGACCCUUACAGUGCCAUCCCUACAUCUACGUGGGAGGAGCAGCAUCUAGAUGACUGA